Molecule: messenger RNA, 2414 nt
Organism: Nicotiana tabacum (common tobacco)
Lineage: Eukaryota; Viridiplantae; Streptophyta; Magnoliopsida; Solanales; Solanaceae
Source: RefSeq, a predicted model, not a curated record
AGAAGAAAAAGGAACUUCUUGUUGGCAGGAGUCCUGCUACUGAACCUCCGAAGCGUGUUUCACUUGAUCCCUUAAGACGGGGAGUUAAAGGCAGUGGAGAAAAGGAAAAGCACCCGUUGAGCAGCAAAAAGUUGAAGGGUUCCCCCCGUUCUGAUUCUAGGUUAUUGUCUAGUAGAAGUAGAGUGAAAAGUGAGUUAUCAAAGUCCAGAUCUAGAAAAAACUUUAUUAAGAAGCUGGAUGAACAACUGAAUUCGGGGGCUGGUGAUGGAAUGAUUGACGAUGGUAAUGGAGACGAUGUUCCUGACAUGCUAAAUGUUGGUUUAGAUACUCAAAUAGCUGCUGAAGCUAUGCAAACAUUAUGCUUUGGAGCUCCUGUGCUGGAAAAUGAUUGUAGCAAUGAGAAGAAAGGUGAUAAGACAUUGACGGAUGGUUCUUGCAAAGAUCGAAUUGAUGAUGAGAGUCUGUCAAAGCGAAGGUCCUCCAAGAAAAAAGCACGAUCUUCAAGAAUGUCCAUGAGCACAAUGCAGAAGGAUGCCAGAUUAGUUGAAGAGAACUAUCAAGAAAGAGUGAAACAACAGAAAAGUAUCAAGAAGCAAGGCAAUGAAGAACAAGGGGCCCGAUUAAAAAUGAUCAAGCCAAAUAUGACGAAACUCCAUGCUUCAAGGGGAAGAGAAGAAGAGAUAAGACAGGAGGAAAGACCACCAAAAGCAAGCGCAGGUUCCAUGUCUGUCAAGGAUUGUCACUCCACACCUGUAGCUCAUCGAACUAGGCAGCACCAGGUAGAGAGUCAACCAAAAAGACGUCUGUCUGCCACUGCCACUUUUGAUAGAAGCGGGACAGAUGCUGAGGCUUGUGAGACUUUGAUGGAUCGAAGUACACUUGCUACCAAUCAAACUGCCAACCUAAGAAAUAUGGAAUCAACAUGGGCCAGCCUUUCUGCUGUAGACUAUCCCAAGGGAAGAAGAAGUCACCGGAAGAUGCCUACCAUGGGGCAAGAGACCACUACUCAAUCUUGUAGAAGGUCAAAGAGAUUAAGAGGUGACCAGACAAGUACUUCAAUUAAUGUCAGCACAAAAAAGAGAAAGUGUUCAUCUGAAUGCACUCUCCCCGAUAUUGCAUCCUCAGAGAGGGGGUCUCAUAAGAAGCUCUUACAGGAAGGCAUAGAUAAAAGACAUCUGGAUGGUAACAGCACUAAUGAUGCUUUUGCUGAUGGAAGUGCAAAAACAAUUCUACAUAAGUCCAUAAAAGAUUCUAAUAGGAAAACUAAUGUAGAGAUAACAAGAUCUGUUGAUGAAGCACAAGGAACAGAAUCUUCAACAGGAGAGCAGUGUAAAGCGUCAGCUUCAGCGUGCACCACUCCCACCAAUUCAAAAAUCCAGAAGAAUGCUGUGUCACCUAUUUGUAUGGGUGAUGAGUAUCAUAAACAAUCGUGCAGGAAGAAUAUGUCAAGAUCAUCUCUUUUGAGAGAAAUCACUUCCUUACAUUCUACUGGAACACAAAUUGGCUCCACCAUAAAAGAUUCUAGGAAGAGGCGAGAAAUGACUAAUGUUCGAGUCUUGUUCAGUCAGCACCUGGAUGCAGAUAUUAUUAAACAGCAAAAGAAGAUCUUAGCCCGGUUAGGAGCCUCAAGCGUAUCAUGUAUGUCCGAUGCCACUCAUUUUGUGGCUGAUGAAUUUGUUCGCACUAGAAACGUGCUAGAAGCUAUUGCUGUAGGGAAACCUGUGGUGACACAUCUAUGGCUUGAGAGUUGUGGACAAGCUAGCUGUCUUAUUGAUGAGAAAAAUUAUAUCUUGAGAGAUGCAAGAAAAGAAAAAGAGUUCGGCUUCAGCAUGCCAGUUUCAUUAGCACGAGCAUGCCAACAUCCCCUUUUACAGGGAUAUAGAGUUUUUACCACUCCAAAUACAAAGCCUGGUAAAGAUAUAUUGGCAAGUUUGGUGAAGGCAGUUCAUGGUUUGGCAGUGGAGCGACUUGGUAGAUCGGUUAUGAAAGAGGAAGUUGUUCCUGACGAUCUUCUAGUUUUAUCUUGUGAAGAAGACUAUGAAGUUUGCAUCCCUUUCCUUGAGAAAGGAUCAACAGUAUAUAGUUCGGAGCUCCUAUUGAAUGGGAUAGUUACUCAGAGACUGGAGUUUGACAGGUACAGCCUCUUCACAGAUUAUGUUAAGAGAACUCGUUCAACAGUAUGGGUGAAGAAAAAUAACAAUCAAUACCUCGCUGUUGCGAAAUGCAAAUAAGCUUGAGGCUUAGUUGUCUUUUAAAAGAGUGGCGUAUGCAUUCCUUUAAGAGGCAGUUGUAUCAUAAGUGUAGGUAUCUGUAAAUUUAAUUUGUUUUUAAUGUAUAGCGUUUCAGUCUUCUCUCAUGCAAUUUUGUGCUAUGUAAUUUGUUUUUAUUCUGCUUUUAUAUGGCUUCUUGGUACC